Molecule: messenger RNA, 4406 nt
Organism: Platichthys flesus (European flounder)
Lineage: Eukaryota; Metazoa; Chordata; Actinopteri; Pleuronectiformes; Pleuronectidae
Product: LIM domain-containing protein A
Exons: 7
Coding region: 1-3765 (1254 amino acids)
Source: RefSeq, a predicted model, not a curated record
AUGUGUGACCAUCAAGAAAAAGACCACAAGCGUGGAAAGACUGCAAACUCAAAAUCUCACCCAACGACGAACCAUCACCAAAAUCAAGGCCGCCAUCAACACCAACACAAGAAAAAGUCCCACCAGUCAGAUGACACUCAUAGCCAAGAAACUAGCACCCAUUCAUCAGCAGAGGGCAGCCUCUUCAGCGACCACCAGCCCGACCAUCGACGACCAAGUGUCAAUGACCAGACUCAUCGUCCUCCCUCUCACCGUAACCAUCACAAGCAAAGUCACCACCGGGUUUCUCUCACAGAAGCCUCCAGGAGUUCCUCCACUAGUUCCUCCUCACACUCCUCUUCCUCUUCCUCUUCCUCAACAUCGUCCUCCCCUUCCUCCUUCUCCUCUUCUUCCCUCUCUUCCUCCUCCUCAGCAUCUUCCUCCAGCCUGUCCUCUGACUCUAGUGGUGAGCGUUUGGACAAACCUCCACAGAGGAAGCCCCAGCACUCCCAGUCCUGUACUGAUAUUUCAGGGAAACGCAGGUAUUCUGAAGAAGGAGACGACACAGCCCCGUUGAUAGAGGGAGGGGGUGAUCAAAACAAACAAUCGACCAGAAAGAAAAGAGAGAAAGGCAAGUCCUCCCGCAACAGACCGAGCCACAGCAAGAGGCAGAAGACUGCGAGGGGCUCUGGAAAUGAUUUCCGCAAGUCCAAAUCCAUGGAGGCUCUCACUGGACCCAGAGACAGUGAUGGCGAUGGAAGUUUGGAUGACAUUGAACAAGAAACAAGUAAAUGUGAAGCCAAGAAGAAUUUAAUGAAGGAAAAAAAGAAGUUCUCCGCUUUUCUGAAUGAGAUCACUAGGCAGGUGCUCAGCCCGAUGAGACUCACCACCCUCGGGGUCACAGAUGCUCAAAGACACUGCAGUCCACGGCAGGCCUCCUCCACCAGAGCCAGUAAGAUAGACAGCCGCACUGAGAAACACAGACAGCAUAGGAAUCGGCCCACCAGUGCAGACUCAGUCACCUCCAGCAGACACUCUCACACCAGUCAGCGCUCCACUCGACUCUCUAACUCUCAGUCCUUCCCACACCACCACAGUUAUGAUUCUGCAGACUCGCCCAAUCACAUGUAUCACAGGCCCAGAAGCUGCACUGACAUCAGCCGUUUAAGAAAACCUCACACUCAGACUCCUCAGCAUCACAACCGCUCUUCUUCCUAUAAGUCCCGCCACCGUCACCAAGGAGAUCACACUUCCAGUCACCAUGAUCAUCACCAUGACGAAUGCAGGAGCCCAAGUCCUCAGCAUCACCACGGACACUGCCGUCAUCGUCAUCGUCGUGGUGAUCACCAUAGCCCAACCCACCACCACGGUGAACACCACAACACUGUUCAGCACCACAGAGGCCACCACAGCCCAUCCCAUCACCGCCACUAUGGAGACCAUCAUCAUGGAGAUCGCUACAGCCCAGCUCACCACCAUGGACAGCACCACACUGCAACUCAUCACCCCCAUCGUCAUGGAGACCAUCGUGGCCCUGCCCGUCAUUAUCACCAUGGGGAGGACCAUGGUCAUGCUCCUCACCAUGAAGAUAAUACAACUCAUCAUUAUCAUCAUGGAGACCCCCCCAACACAAGUCAUCAUCGAGAAGGUCGCCACAACCCAACACAUGACCAUGGAGACCACAAUUCAGGUCACAAUCCCCAUAGCAGCCACCCAGACACUGACUGUCCUACUACACCACAUCAACACAGACACCACAGCCUAUCACCGAUUGAGCACAGAGAUUAUCACAGCCGACAACAUCACCAUCACCAUGGAGGCGACCAAAGCCCAGCACAUCACCAUCUCCAUGGAGACCACCACAGCCCACCACAUCACCAUCACCAUGGAGACCACCACAGCCCACCACAUCACCAUCACCAUGGAGACGAUCACAGUGAGGGCCAUCACCAUGGAGACGACCACAGAUCACCACAUCACCAUCACCAUGGAGAUGACCACAGCCCACCACAUCACCAUCACUAUGGAGACGAUCACAGUGAGGGCCAUCACCAUCACCAUGGAGACGACCACAGCCCACCACAUCACCAUCACCAUGGAGACGACCACAGCCCACCACAUCACCAUCACCAUGGAGAUGACCACAGCCCACCACAUCACCAUCACCAUGGAGACCAUCACAAUGAGGGCCAUAACCAUGGAGACCACCACAAUUCAAGCCAUCAGCAUCACCGUAGAGACCACCACAGUUCCGGCCAUCAGCAUCACCAUGGAAGCCACCAUACUGAAUCCCAUCAGAAUCACCAAGGAGACCACCACAGUCCAGGACACCAGCAUAACCACGGAGACCACCACGCUGACACUCAAAAGCAUCACCAAGGAGACCCGCCUGAGUCGCAUCUCAACCAAUCCUACUUCAAAAACAAUGAGCAUGACCAUCAGGGCCAUGGUGACCACCACCCUCAUCUAAAGGGCCGUUCUGAUGACAGUCCUCCUUCACACAGGAAGCCAGAGUCUCUAAUAACUGAAGCAGACCCAGUCAAGAAGACUCUGAGCCGCUCCAGCCUGGAGGAGGAACGGACAAGUUUCACCGACUCAUCGGCACAUAAGGAAGAGGCACAUGAGAUGGGUAGAAUAAUAGUACAACAGGAGAAGAAUGAAGGUCUGCAUAGCAAUUUGCUGAAUACAGCAGUGAGGAUGGAGUGUCUUGGAGAGGAGUUUGUGAACAGCCAAAAGAUUUUGGAGGCAGAGCUCCAGAAGACACGUAUGGAGCUCAGCAGCCUCAGCGAUAAAUUUAAGAGACUCCAUGACAGCUGCUCCUCAACACAACAGACCAAUAAUCUCCUGCAGCUAAAGCUAAACUCAGUGGCUCAGAAUAUGGAAGGAGAACGCGAGAGGUUGAACCAGCGUAUCUCAGCGUUGACAGAGCAGCUCGCUGAUGCCAAGUUUGGCAACAGUGUGGAAACAUUCAAAGCUGGCGAUGCCAUUAAUCCAGUGGUUCUGCCCAUCGCUCCCCCUCCGGCUCAGUUCAUGGACACCCAUAACUACGGGAACACUAACACCGGCGGCCAGGACCAGUCUCUAGGGUCAGUUCCAGAGGAGGAGGAAUCUGACUGGUCAGAGAUUGGGGACGAGAUCCCACGAUUUAUAUUGACUGGAUCGAAUAGAAUUCAUGCGUGGAGACACCAAGAAGCAGACGUGGACAAAGACAGCGAGUCAGGGGGUGAGGAAACUGUAGGCCGGCUCUCUGCACAACUGUGGCAGACAUCUCAUCUCCAAUUCAAAAUCCAUAAUGAGAUUUUACCAGCACCGCAAAGCAAUGCUUGCCCUACUGGCUUUAAGAAUCUGUCUGACAGCAUGACAGCGGAGGGCAAUUACAGGAUCACCUCAAGUCCAAACCUUGGCUCCUCCAUCCUGAUCCGGUCAGCCAGCCUGGAGGAAAUUCCUCUGGCACGGCAUCACAUGCAAAAGGAGCUGAGGGGCACAGAGGCCAUGAUGGACCUCCACCACCCCCAGGAGGACGUUAUCGGGGAUUUAGAUAAUGAGAUCAUUCAUCAUUGGAGAACAAACAGUGACAGGGAGGCAGCUAUGGGGAUGCUGGCGGAAAGCAGGAUGUCAGACGUAAAUAGUGGCCUGGCCAGCCUGCAGACGGCUGAGCAGAUGCUCAACCACUUCAUACGUGAAUCACAGGCCAGUGAAGACAAAGGUCAGGGCAGGGCGGAGGUGCACGGCUGGAUGGGAGGGAUUCCAGACGAGGUGUUGAAAGUGGAGCGUACUAAGCUCUGACAGUAGCAUGAGGCUACUGAAAUCGUCCUUUUGUCGGGUUGGUUUCAAGGGAAAGUUCAAUUAAGCUAAUUUAGUUUGGUCCAAUAACUGUAACUGCUAAACUUUAGGACUCACCGUUUUUGUUCCUAAAUAAAAAACAAUACAACCAAACAUCUGCCAAGUGGUGCUGGAGGCAACAUGAAUAUUAUAUGUCUAUAAUAUGUAAAUAAUAAAUAUGGUUUUAAUAAACAAUAUUGUUCAGUGUUUCCUCUUCACCUUGGAUUUGCUAAUUUAAUGGUAAAAUAGAUAAAGAUAUGUAUUUUUGUUGUAUUGAUCCACAUAUAUGCAAUUGUUAUUGUUUGUGUUUUCGCUUUAUUGGAUGAAACAUGUAUUUGUAUAAUGAGUAGUCCUUGUGUAUGUAGACACAUUUCCCAGUAGUAGAACAUAUGGCUGUAGACUAUUACAUAUAUAUAUGUAUUUAUACACACACAAAAUAUGUUAUAAUGUUGUCUCAACUUUAAGUGUGGUCCUUUCUUUGUGUGAAACAUGUAAUUCCUCUGGUUGCAAUAACUAACAUGGUAAAAGAAAUGCUUGCAUAAACAAAUUCUGCAAGCUUGUGUAAAUGUAACCCAUGUAACUCUGUCCAUAUAAAAUUUAAUAAA